UUGAUGAUCGAUGUGAAUUGACUCUUGACGCUGGGAGCUUUCCAGGGAUUCGAAGUCGAUACGGCAAUGGUACGACGAGUGAUGUAGCUCGGGAGAUUGGUAGACCCGGAGGCAGAGAGUGAGGGAACAGGGAUGACUGACAGCUGCCAGAGAGUGGAGCAUCAUCAGCCAAGCUUUUGCUGGCAAUUGUUACGGACUGGUUGGAGUAUUGGAGAGACGAUGAGGUUGUUGACUUGCAGCAUACUCUGGACGAAUUGGGUUCAGCGGGGCCAACAACGGAUGCAACAUCGGUUCGUGCACAUAGUCUUCGACGUAAUCGACGGAUCAUGUGUUCUUCUUCUUCCUUUUCCUUCUUCAAACCCUGCCAGAUUUAUUUCUGACUUGGAGCCGCUUUUUCUUUGUUGGGGGACAAAGUGUACCCCGCAUAGAACGAGGAAGGACGGGACCAUGCGGCAUAGUCGGGAGUCGCCAAGUCUGGCAUCGUCUGGUGGUGACGGCAUGGGCUGUCCUACUCGACGCAUCGAGUUACUCCUCGGGGUGUCUCAUGUUUGUAAGCGUGGUAUCGAUGCAGAACUUGCCUGGUAGUUUGUAAUUCGAAGCUCUAUAGGCUCGCUUCGAAGAUUCCAUAUUAUAUACAUCCGGGGAGCUAGGGCUCGGCCAACC
This is a messenger RNA of Aspergillus homomorphus CBS 101889, 663 nucleotides long. RefSeq lists its product as uncharacterized. NCBI's taxonomy places the organism in Eukaryota, Fungi, Ascomycota, Eurotiomycetes, Eurotiales, Aspergillaceae. The transcript has a single exon. The record is from RefSeq and is a predicted model, not a curated record. The coding region runs from base 133 to 585 and encodes 150 amino acids.